Molecule: messenger RNA, 592 nt
Organism: Microcebus murinus (gray mouse lemur)
Lineage: Eukaryota; Metazoa; Chordata; Mammalia; Primates; Cheirogaleidae
Gene: TYROBP
Product: transmembrane immune signaling adaptor TYROBP
Biological process (GO): positive regulation of microglial cell mediated cytotoxicity; positive regulation of macrophage fusion; microglial cell activation involved in immune response
Cellular component (GO): cell surface
Molecular function (GO): signaling receptor binding
Source: RefSeq, a predicted model, not a curated record
CCAGACUUCCUCCUUCACUUAGUUGGGCGCUACGCCACAGACCACUGGCCCUCGGACUGUGGUGUCCACUGGUGUCCCGGCGUCAUGGGGGGCCUGGAACCCUCCGGCAGGCUGCUGCUCCUGCCCCUGCUUCUGACUGUGGGCGGUCUCAGUCCCGUCCAGGCCCAGAGCGAAUGCAACUGCGCGUCGGUGAGCCCCGGCGUGCUGGCGGGCAUCGUGCUGGGGGACCUGGUGCUCACGCUGCUCAUCGCGCUGGCCGUGUACUCGCUGGGCCGCCUGGUGCCGCGGGGCCGGGGCCGCGGGGCCGUGGAGGUGACCCGGAAACAGCGUAUGACCGAGACUGAGUCGCCUUAUCAGGAGCUCCAGGGCCAGAGGGCGGACGUCUACAGCGACCUCAACACACAGAGGCAGUAUUACAAAUGAGCCCAAACCACGCCGGUCAACAACCUGAUGCCUGGAUCCAGCCAUUCCUGAUGCCCACCCAGCACCUCAUGCCUACGCCUAGCGAGAUACAGACCCGCAGAGUGCCCUCCCUGAGAUGUCCACGCCUCUCCCCGCUGCUGCCCCCAAAUAAACAUGGAGCACAAAAACA